Messenger RNA from Tachysurus fulvidraco (yellow catfish), 3635 nucleotides. RefSeq names its product ankyrin repeat domain 24 (gene ankrd24). Gene Ontology annotation, molecular function: actin binding. The record is from RefSeq and is a predicted model, not a curated record. Lineage: Eukaryota; Metazoa; Chordata; Actinopteri; Siluriformes; Bagridae. The transcript is spliced from 14 exons.
AUGAUUAUGGACGUUCUGUACUGGCCCUUCACCAGCGCUGGACUGCUGGCUGAUCACCUUCCUUUGCCCCCUACAACCCCGACCUUGCCCGGGGGGACCACGCCUCACAAGAGAAAAGCACCUCCUCCUCCAAAGUCUCCUCGACAGGGUACACAGGCUUCCCCAGACCUGCAUCAAGGCCCAAUCCAGUGCUCAUUGCCCGACAACUCUACUUCUCCUUCUCCAGCCCCCAAGAUUCAACACUCCUUUCCAGACAACCUUGCAGAGGAUGAGGAAGUCUUUGAGGAGAUUCGCAGGCUAAGGCUAGAAAGAGGGCAUCUGCUACAGAAGAUUAAAACUCUGGAGCAGCAACAGAACAGCACCACCACUGCACUGGAGGAGCUAAGCUCGCUAAGAGAGUGCUUGAGACAGGCAGAGGCAGAGCGUGAUUGUCUGGAAGUAGUGCUGAAGGAGCUUGGAGGUGUUCGGCUCAGCGGUACAACCUGCAGCGCCGACGAUAUGCUGGACUUCCCUGGAGCAAACAGGCUGCUGUCCAAGCGGUCACAAUGCACAGAAGCAGAGAUGCCACCUGACAACCCAGAGAACACAUCCUGGGAGCAGAUGAACAGUGUAGAGCAGCUCUGCAGGCAGCUGGAGGAGCUUACUGCACAGAAUGCUGAACUGGUUCUCAAAGUGCAGAUGCUGGAGAUGUUUGAAAAGGAUGACACAGACUUUGUGCCCUUGACUGUCUAUGACACCUUAAAGAGAGAGUUUGAAAAGCUGCAGCAGCAAUACACCAAAGCUACUAAUAGCUUAAACACUGCAGAGGAUCCUGGGUCUGAGGAUAAUACUGAAGUAAGUGAGGUGGAGUCCAAGGAGGAGAAAAAACAGAAAAGCCUACAGCAACAGCUCACCUGUGCCCAUGCUGAGCUGGAGGAGCUGAGAAAUGAGAUGAAGCUGGGGAUCGAUUCUGUGACUGCAGGUUUAGCUGUUAACCAAUUCGGAGCUGAAGAGAAGGAGCCGAGCUCAGAAAUGCUGAGGUUGACAGACCGGGUGAAGGAACUGGAGGCAGAGCUGGCAGAGAAAGAGGAGGCAUGGAAGGAAGGGCUGAAUGAGAGUGACAAAACACAGCAAUUGAAGCAAAAGGUGGAAGAGUUAGAAGAAUAUCUGCAGGUGAAGGAGAAAGAGGCACGGGAUUUGAGUGAGUCUGUGGAGUAUUUAAAAAAACGAAUACAGGAGCUAGAAUUGGCCCUGGAGAAGGGCAAAGGGGAAGGUGAGGAGGAGGAGGAGUCAGCGGACAAAUUACAGACACGCGUGGCAGAGCUGGAAGCUGAACUCGCUAAGAGUGUUCCUCGUGAGCAGCUGGACGAAGUGCAGGUCACCCUGGGUCUCCAGCUGGAUCAGCUAGCUCGAGAGCGUUCUGAGCUGGCCCUGAGACUCAAUCAAGCUCUGCUGGAUCUGGAGAGACUUUGCCCUCCACCUCACACAGACAAAGAGGACAGCGAUGAAGAUAACAACAAGGCAGAGCAGUCUGAGAGCUACAAGCCAUCUGGUGUUUUGGGUGAUGAGUAUAUUCACUAGUUGCUUAGUAGAAGAACUUUGACUGCGGUUCUGGAAGAGUUGGAGGAGGCUAGCCAGCCAGACACAGAUGAAUUAAAUGACUUGUGUGGAGGAAUUGAAGACUUUGUUGAGAAUGCCCUGGAGAUGAAGGAUGCCGUACCACAAGCCAAACACCAGGAGGCACUGUCUGCAAUAAUGCAACAACUAGCUGAGACGGAUAGUAAACUGCAGGCUGAGAGGGCACUUUGUGAGCAUGCCCAUGCUGAAGUGGCCAGGCUGAAACAUGACCUGCUGGAGGCACAACAAGGCAUGAUCAGCAAGGAGGAACAUGAAAAGAUCAAGGCUGAGCUGCAGCACAGUCUAGAGGAGAGCCAGAGCGCUGUAUCAGAAGCACAGGAGGCUUUGAGUGCUAAAGAGCUGGAGCUGAAGGAGCUGCAGUCACAGAAAGCUGUGAAACUGGAUAUGAUAUCUAAAGAGGACCAUGAAGCCCAGAGGGUGUCACUGCAGGCUGAGAUCAACACGCUGUCUGCCUGCCUGGCUGACCUCACACGCAAGCAUGAGAAAACCUGCACCGAGGUGUUUCAAGUCCAGAGGCAGGCUCUUUUCAAUAAGAGCGAACGUCAGGCAGCCGAGACGCAGCUGCUCACGGUCCAGCAGCAGCUAGCAGACCUGCAGGCUCAGUCCGGCCACAUCCAGCAAUUGCACCAAGACAUCCAGGACUCAAAGGGGAUUAUCAAGGAGAAAGACCACAAAAUCACGGAGCUGUCGAAGGAUGUGUUCCGUUUGAAGGAGGCCUUAGGAGCUCUGACUCCACCAAUGGGUUUAUCAUCCAGUGCUGUUUCUGCUGGAAACCCGGGACAGCAGUUGGCGCUUCAAAACAGAGUUUCUGCUCUGACCCAGCAACUCCAGGACUGGGAACGCAAGCACAAAACAGUGGUGGCUACAUAUCGCUCUCACCUCUUAGCCGCAGUACAAGGUCGCAUGGAUGAAGAGGUGCAGGCUCUUCUGUACCAAAUCCUCAGAAUGACACAAAAUAACCAAAGCUAUUGAAAUAACUGACAUAGCUUAAACCGACAGCAACACCCAUUUCUUUGGCUAAAACCCUUUGAAGCCUGAAUCAUGGCCCAGUGAUGGAAAAAAAAAACAUACUCCAAAACCAGGCUCAGUAAUAACUGUGUCUGGGUUGUGAAACAGGACGUGAACUGAUUCUCCAGGACUCUGCAUUGCCAUGAUGGUCAAACAGUUGCAGAAUUUUUGAAUAUGAUAUAGUUAGAUUUUAUUUUAAUGAGGAUGAUAUUGUUCGUAAAGAUUUACACUAACAAAUAGAACACAAAGCAUUUUAAUGGAAGACUGGGAAGGUUAUAUUCAGAAUAAUAUGCUAUCGGUCAUAUCAAUGAUUCUUUAAAUACAACCUCAAAAAUACCUAAAUUCAUCUUAACAAAUUAAGAAUUAAGUCCUUACCGAUAUCAUACUUCAUUCUGAAAGUCACACGAUGACUUAUGAACUGAUUUGUAGCUUCUGUUUGAGGUGAAGAAGUGUUUUAUUACCACAUUGCUGGACUAUUUCUGAAUGUUUACCCUUCAUAAGACCAGAAAUCACUGUAGCCCAGGAGCACUCGUUUUUCAUUUACUUUUUUUGUACGCAGGAAGCAGUUAUAGCUGAUUGCACCUAUUUUUGUUUUCUUAACAAGAUCCAGGAUUGUAGAAUGUUACGCUCAGUGGUUUUGUAUGUAUUCCUGUUCGGUUUGAUGACCCAGGAAGUCCAGGCCAAUCCUGUCCUCCUUUUCUGUGUCUCUUUUCUCGAGAUCACUGAAGUGUGUUAUAUCAUCAUUUGGUAGACCUGAUUUAAAAUGCUGCCAAAUUGGAUGGGAACAGCUUUCUUCUGUUCACUUCGUUGGUGCCUCCAUUUUGUUUUUUUGUUUUUUUGUGAUGACAUGUUGCCGUAUUGUCUACGUUUAAGCUUUUCUUCGGGUUUUUUUUCUUUUAUAAAGAUGUUCUGGCAAAGUUUUUAUUCGAUUUGCAUGUUAUUUUGCCUUUGCUCACACCUGACGUUCUACCUGGUUAGUGUAUCACAGGUCCUAUUUGAGAAAUACACAU